Annulohypoxylon maeteangense is the source of this 978-nucleotide messenger RNA. RefSeq lists its product as uncharacterized. NCBI's taxonomy places the organism in Eukaryota, Fungi, Ascomycota, Sordariomycetes, Xylariales, Hypoxylaceae. Bases 204 to 923 code for a protein of 239 amino acids. The transcript has 2 exons. The record is from RefSeq and is a predicted model, not a curated record.
UGAACUCUUCGUUUCGCGAAUCUGUAAAUGUUUUGCCCCUGUUCUCUUGAGGAUUAGAUCCAUGAGAUGUGAAACGCCAAGAGAGCGUGCACUACACCUUGGCAUCGUCUCAAGCCCGAGGAUUUUGUCGCGACCUAGAUAGAUCUUAGAGAUUCUGCUUUUCCCUUCUUCAAUAUUUACCUUUGCGACAAAAGUGCAUCAAAAUGCAGCUUCAUUGGCGAUCGACGAUAACAUUGCUUAGUAUCGGGGUAGUAUGGCAAACGACGGGCGCAUUAGGGCAAAGGUUCCGAGUCGGGGAGGAAUCCAUGCGUCCUGUGAUAGUAGACGGAGCAACGACACUUCAGGAUGCAGAUAAUCUACCUGAAAAUGCGAUGGUAGAAAAUAUUGCCGUGUCAGACGUCCCUCGAGUCUCAGAAGUACCGCAAAUUUCAGGCAUUCCACAAGUCGAUGUAAACGAUCCAUGGGAAUCGAAUAGCACGGCAAUACCGACUAGCAUCGCAACGCCAAAGAACCCCGCGACCAGUAGCCAGCCACAGCCAACCGAGCCUGUAGUUCCUAUAGCUGCAUUGCUAUUCUCGGGACCACCAGGACCCAAAGACUGCCGCGGUACGGUGAUGGCGAAAGUACAGCUGCCUAAGCCCGGAUCUCAACACUCGACACCGACAUGUUACAACGUGCCCGGCGUAGCGCAAUGCGCGACAUUCGUUGCAAAUAUGGACGAUGGGUGUCAGGCGCGUUUGUUCAACGAACCAAACUGUCUCACUUUUUCCAACCUAGCCGUAUUUACUCCAGAGCAGAAAGCUGUUGGUGGACUUCUUCGGAGCAUCGAAAUUACUUGCGGGAUCAAGGGCGAAACACCACCACCGUUAAAUCUUCCAGGCUUGAAAUUGCCGCCAAAUGCUCAACAAGCCGUCGGAAAGUAAAUACGAUUAGCUACCACUGUCGCGAUGAAGGCCGGAAAUUCAGCUCAUUGGAACC